AUGAGGAAAGAAAAGAAAACGCAUGCUUUACUGUUUCUCCUCCUGCUUCACUUCACCUUGGCAAGGCAAUCAGACUAUGCUCCGUAUUUUUACGAUAAUGGACCUAGCAGUAUACAUGGGAAUAUGGCCUUGUUCAGCAUCUCUGAGGAUACACCAAUUGGGACACAGAUAUACAUUCUGAAUGGUACAGAUCCAGAGGGAGAUCCGGUGCGAUAUGGUCUGACUUUUGAAAAGGGCUCGAAAGAAUAUUUUAGGGUGGACUCCAGGUCAGGAAACGUGACUCUGAUUCAGGAGCUCGACAGAGAGAAACAAGAUGAAAUCUCGGUGGUGGUGAGCAUAACAGAUGGUCGCAAUAAAGUUAUUGAGACAGUUAGAGUGUUUGUCACUGAUGCCAACGAUGAACCACCUGAAUUUCAAAACCUGCCUUUCAUCAUUGACAUCCCAGAGGAUACUGCUCCAGGAAGCAGCAUUUACAGAGUCCAGGCAUUGGACAGAGACAUGGGAUCAGGAGGCAGCGUCUCAUAUUAUCUACAGACCUUGCCGUUUGCCAAGUUUACCAUCGAUGGGCACAGCGGGAUCCUGAGAGUCAAACCUGGUGAGACUUUGGACUAUGAGACCACGCCCACGCACUUUGUGACAGUGGUUGCAAAGGAUGGAGGUGGAAAGUACAAGGGGAAGCACCAGGUGUUGAGCUCCACAGCCACCAUGACAAUCAAUGUACUUGAUGCCCAAGACAUGCCUCCAUCCUUCAUAGGAACCCCUUACUUUGGCUAUGUCUACGAAGUCUCAGUCCCUGGUUCUGAAAUAUUCACUGUGUACGCUAAAGAUGGUGAUCAAGGCAAUCCGAACCCCAUUCAUUAUUCCAUUAUGAAUGGCAGUGAUGGCGUCUUUGACAUAAAUAGCACCAGUGGAUGCAUCACUCUGACAACCCUUCCAACACUGCUGAGAAAUGAAUUAUAUGAAAUUAUAGUCAAGGCAUCAGAGGUUGGACCAAACAAUGAGCCUCAGGAAUACGACAUUACCACGGUGACGAUCCGGGUCGUGGAUCUCAACAACCACCCUCCAACCUUUUACGGAGAGAACGGACCACAGAGCAAGUUUGAGGUCACCAUGUACGAGCAUCCUCCUGCAGGGGAGAUCCUCCGAGGCUUUAAGAUCACCGUCAAUGACUCUGAUCAGGGAGCAAACGCUAAAUUCAAACUGAGACUUGUGGGGCCGAGUCGAGUGCUGCGAGUGGUUCCCCAGACAGUCCUCAAUGAAGCGCAGGUGACGAUCAUUGUGGAGGACACAUCUGGCAUCGACUAUGAAAAGGGGCCGACUCUUUCUUUUAAGCUGCUGGCGGUGGAGAUCGACACACCUGAGAGGUUCAGUGCAACUGCGGACAUAGUGAUCAACCUGCUGGACACAAAUGACAACAUCCCCAAAUUCACAUCUGAGUAUUACAUCGCCAGAGUCCCAGAGAACUCCCCUGGAGGCUCCACUGUUGUGACUGUGACAGCAAAUGAUCCUGAUUCAGGGCCCUGGGGUGAAGUCAAAUACACGAUUUAUGGAUCAGGAUCAGAUUUGUUUACCAUCCACCCAUCAUCAGGCCUCAUCUCCACGCAGCCCUGGACCAGCCUGGACGCAGAGGUCAGGUCUAAAUACAACUUCUACGUAAAGGCUGAAGAUUCAGAAGGAAAGUACGGCUUGUCUGAAGUCUUUGUCACUGUCCUUGACAUGAACGACCACUCUCCAACAUUUGAUGAAAAUUUCCUGGAAAAAACGAUGAUUAUUGGUACACCUGUCAGAGUAGAGGCAAUGGAUGAUGAUGCAGAGUCACCAAACAAUGUCAUUGAGUACUCCAUCAUGAAGGCUGAUCCUGACAAUGCGUUUGAAAUAAACGCAGACACUGGGGAGAUCAAGCUGAAGCCGUAUAUUAAUUCCAUGGAGAUUGUGCAAAACAUCACCAAGCAGAAAGACUGCAAAUGGUCGCUGGUUGUCCAAGCCAGGGACAGAGGCUCGCCAUCCUUCAGCACAACGGCCAUGGUCAACAUCGAUAUCACAGAGGCGACUCCUCUCAAGGGGCCUAUGGCGGCCUUUUUAAUGAAAAGUAGGGACAAUCCUUUGAAAGCUCUAGGCAUGGUUACUGUUAUCAUAAGCUUAUUGGUAGGGAUGACUGUCUUGAUCUCUACGGCUAUGUACAUGCGCACCUCAAAGUCAAACAGGAUCAUGCCAGCACGUCGCAUCAUCAAGAGGCGACCCCGGGACCAGCAGCCCUGGAACUUCAAGAUGCCUGUUGUCAAAUUCAGUAACUCUGCAGAUAAGUUCCUUAUUGAGGACCAAGAGAGGACCAACCAGCGGCGUUCCAGCAGCCCCAGGCCGAAGCCUCCACCCCCCAGUGCUCCUCCACCUCCAUCUAACAUCCGUCCCAAUGAGAGGCCCCGAGCGGUCCCAACAAUAUCUGGUACAUUGGUCCCAACAAUAUCUGGUGCACUGGCUUCCAAAGGUUCAAAGAAAGCUAAAUCUAGUCGCCGCAAAGAAGGAAAUGUUAGUUCUGCUUUGGUGUCAGAGCUUAAAAAGAAGCUGGAACAGAAAAUUAUUGAGAGCAACCAAGGUUAUUAUUAA
Plectropomus leopardus (leopard coralgrouper) is the source of this 2604-nucleotide messenger RNA. NCBI's taxonomy places the organism in Eukaryota, Metazoa, Chordata, Actinopteri, Perciformes, Serranidae. The record is from RefSeq and is a predicted model, not a curated record.